Messenger RNA from Stylophora pistillata, 2144 nucleotides. Its product is annotated as striatin-interacting protein 1 homolog. The record is from RefSeq and is a predicted model, not a curated record. Lineage: Eukaryota; Metazoa; Cnidaria; Anthozoa; Scleractinia; Pocilloporidae. Gene Ontology annotation, biological process: cytoskeleton organization. Gene Ontology annotation, cellular component: cytosol.
UUUGUAGUCACAACAUAAUGUCUUUCUGUUAUACAAGAUGGGAGUUAUGCCUCUUCUUGUUCAGCUUCUGUACGUGGAAAUUGAGAAUACCGAUGCUGCAACAUCAGCAUUACAGAAACCUUCAGUGUCUAUAGCAGAUAGCAUAACACUAAGGGUGUAUCUCAACAUCAUCUACACCAUUGUGGAGGUGAUGCGCUGUGCAGAUCCUAGUGAAUCAGAUGACAUAGCUCAAGCACAGAAUGCAUUUUUCAAUGAACUGAGUGAACCUUUGGGUGGCGAUGAACUCCUUCCUAUUCUUUUACUGGAAAUGAUUUUGAAGUACUGCGCGGGUAGCUGCCCUCAUUUUCCAAUCAAGAAAAUUCUUCUCCUUUUGUGGAAAACUAUUCUGAUUUCAUUGGGUGGAUUAGAAGACCUAGCGAAGAAGAAAGAAGUUUUCAGAGUUGCUAGGGGCUUACCUGCCAGCUACGAGGUCCAGUGCCCUCCACAACAACCCACUGUUAAGGAGAGGACACCCGCUCCCCACACCCCACCCCAGUCGGGAACUGAUAGUGACAGUAAUGGAGAGAUUGUGUGGGACAGGAGUGAAGAGGAACCGUCAUACAAGCCACCAAAGCUGCGACCGAAAGUCAGGCAGAAAGAUGUGGAAGUUUUCUUGGAUAAUACAAGGAACAAGUUUGUUGGCUUCCAACUGCGAGGUGACUAUCAGACGAUUGCAGGGCUUCCCGGCCCAAUACAUGAGGGACUUUCAAUUCUGAAGAAGCAUAUGUAUGUUUCUUUGGCCGAAAUUCAAGUCAAAGAAGAGGAGGAAGCAAUGAACAGACCCUUUACAAAGGGAAAAUUAAACGUCCCUUCAAACCGGGUGGAACAACUGUACGAAGCUAUGCUUCCAAAUUUACCGCAGUAUGUGAUUGCCAUAUUGAAGAUCCUUCUCGCCGCUGCACCAACAGCAAAACCCAAAACUGAAUCGAUUAACAUCUUGGCCGAUGUCUUUCCACAGGAUAUGCCCUCAACAGUUCUUCUCUCCAUGAGACUUGGAAUUGAUGUUAACCGACACAAGGAGAUCAUAGUGAAGGCGAUAUCUGCAAUUCUCUUCCUUUUGCUUAAACAUUACAAGUUGAAUCAUGUUUAUCAGUUUGAGUACAUGAGCCAACAUCUCGUCUUCGCCAACUGUAUUCCUCUCAUUUUGAAGUAUCUGAAUCAAAACAUUUCCGCUUUCGUUGCCGCCAAGAACACUAUACCUCAACUUGACUUCCCAGCGUGCAUCUUGGGUGACCCUUUGGAACUCACCGCCGAAAGUCUGGAAAACGCUGAUCAGGAAGCAUGCUGUUGGAGAAAUCUGUUCUCUUGCAUCAACCUGGUGCGCAUUCUACAGAAACUCACCAAAUGGAAACACUCGCGCACAAUGAUGCUUGUUGUGUUCAAGUCCGCUCCCAUAUUGAAGCGUGUGUUGAAGGUGAAACACGAACUCCUUCAGUUGUAUGUUCUCAAGUUGCUGAAGGCGCAAACUAAGUUUUUAGGAAGGAAUUGGAGAAAGAGUAACAUGAAGACGAUGUCGGCCAUCUAUCAAAGGGUGCGGCAUCGGCUCAAUGACGAUUGGGCUUAUGGGAACGAUCUUGAUGCGCGGCCCUGGGACUUCCAAGGUGAAGAAAACGCCUUGCGCACAUGCGUAGAUCGCUUUAACAACCGUCGAUACGGCUUCGAGAAUUUCGACCGCCUGGGAGAAAGCGCCGAAGAGGACGAGUAUCAGCCGGUAGAUAACAACGUUUUGAGUGUUUUAGGAGAGAAGAUAGAGUUGAGCAGCGAUUUCAAAAACAAUUACGAGAGAUGGCUCGAGCGGGAGGUGUUUUCAGUGUCCAUAGAUUGGGAUCAAUUGUGCUCUUGUACAGCACAAUGUGUUGAGUAAUCAACUAGUUAGCAUGCCUUCCUGUUUGAGUAACUCGAACUGCACCAUGUGUAGUGUGUACAGAGCUUCUGCUACUUGUAAUGAAGAAUGAUAAAGUUAUAAAAUGUUUUGUUCUGGCUUCACCAAUGUUGUAGUCAUUUCUCUUUGUUCAGUCAAUUCAUAUAGUCAACUUUUUUAUAACAGUCACAAUAUUAGGCGACUUCUUUACAAAUGGUCGUCAAAUUUCUCGGUUGAAUACUGU